AAUAAUAAUUAUAAUGAAGUAAUUGAAAUUCAUGAUGAUGAUGAUCAAGCACUGGUACAAACAGCAGGAAUUAAUAAGAAGCAAAAGACACUAGUACAGACAGCAAAAAAUAAUAAAGAGCAAAAGGCAUUAGAAGAAGUGACGAAUAAUAUUAUUAUUCAAAUUCCUGCUACUAAGAAGCCACUUGAUAUUAAUUUGAAUAUUUCUUUCAAUAAUUAA
This is a messenger RNA of Scutellospora calospora, 219 nucleotides long. The record is from the annotation of a GenBank genome assembly. NCBI's taxonomy places the organism in Eukaryota, Fungi, Glomeromycota, Glomeromycetes, Diversisporales, Gigasporaceae.